CUUUCACUUCGGAUUGGCUGUCCUGUCUUUACUACCCUCUCUUAUCUCAAAGUUCCGUGUUAACAGUCAGGCAUUUCAUUGUUUGAUUUGUAGUCAACAUUAUCAUUCAGGACUCUUCUGGCCCGCCGCUCUACGAUCUUUGCAGUCAUGUCUGACCGAGGCUCUUUUGAUACCAACGUGGUGACUUUAACCCGGUUUGUGCUGGAGGAAGGGAGGAAAGCGAAGGGGACAGGGGAGCUCACUACCCUGCUCAACUCGAUGUGCACGGCCGUCAAAGCCAUCUCCACAGCCGUGAGGAAAGCUGGCAUCGCCAACCUGUAUGGCAUAGCGGGCAGCACCAAUGUGACGGGGGACCAGGUGAAGAAGCUGGACAUCCUGUCUAACAACCUGGUUAUCAACAUGAUCAAAUCCUCCUUCACAUCCUGUGUCCUGGUGUCAGAGGAGGAUGACACAGCCAUCAUAGUAGAACCAGACAGACAGGGUAAAUACGUGGUGUGUUUUGACCCUCUGGAUGGUUCCUCCAACAUCGACUGCUUGGCUUCCAUCGGCACCAUCUUUGCUGUCUUUAGGAAGACGACAGAGGACGACCCGUGUGAGAACGACGCGCUGCAGCCCGGUAGGAACAUCGUUGCGGCUGGAUACGCCCUCUAUGGCAGCGCCACCAUGAUGGUACUGUCCACUGGGCAGGGGGUCAACUGCUUCAUGUUGGACCCGGCCAUAGGUGAGUUCAUUCUGGUGGACAGAGAUCUAAAGAUCAAACCGAAAGGGAAUAUCUACAGUCUGAAUGAAGGAUACUCCAAAUACUUUGACCCCGCUGUCAUGGAGUACCUGCAAAAGAAGAAGUUCCCCGAGGAUGGCAGUGCCCCGUACGGUGCCCGCUAUGUGGGUUCUAUGGUAGCAGACGUCCACAGGACCCUGGUCUACGGAGGAAUCUUCCUCUACCCUGCUAACGUCAAGAGUCCCGAGGGAAAGCUGCGUCUGCUGUAUGAGUGCAACCCUAUGGCGUUCAUCAUCGAGCAGGCGGGCGGUAUGGCAACCACAGGAAGUCAGAACGUCCUGGACAUUCAGCCAAUCAACAUCCACCAGAGAGUUCCCGUGGUGCUGGGGUCACCUAGUGACGUCCAGGAGUACCUGGAUAUAUACCAAAAACACCAGGCCAACAAUGGUAACUAGGGACCGCACACACCAGGCCAACAAUGGUAACUAGGGGCCGCACACACCAGGCCAACAAUGGUAACUAGCGACCGCACACACCAGGCCAACAAUGGUAACUAGCGACCGCACACACCAGGCCAACAAUGGUAACUAGGGUCCUAGUAACGAGGGACCAAGCAGGUACACACUCCCUAUGUAAAGACCCAUUAUAAACCAAGAGACCAAAGAUCCUCUAUAAGACUCAACGGGAUCAGCAUGCUGUUGACAUUACAUUACAUUUAAGUCAUUUAGCAGACGGACCAAGUGACCAACGAUACACCAACACUCCAUCAACCACUAGACUAGACCAAAGAUACACCCUCAUGCCUCACCACCCAGACCAAAGAAUAAGUAAACCAAGAUAGCCACCAACUACUUCCCAUCCUGGACCAGGAACUGAAGGGGAAGAGACCAUUUUACCUCGUAUUCCUUCAUUGUCAUUUAUUUUCAAAGAAUUUGCAGUACCUUCUCAGACCACUAUGGGGAACCAGUGUGUGAAAUAUUUAUCAGUACUCCUAAAUGUCAGACAGACCUAAUGUUACCUCUAUGCAGUAUAUAAGAUAUGUGCCUUGAAACAGAUAUUGUUUGGGAUGAUGAAGCAUGUGAAUAAUAAACCUUGGUGGUGCU
Oncorhynchus keta (chum salmon) is the source of this 1821-nucleotide messenger RNA. RefSeq names its product fructose-1,6-bisphosphatase 1a (gene fbp1a). Gene Ontology annotation, molecular function: fructose 1,6-bisphosphate 1-phosphatase activity. Lineage: Eukaryota; Metazoa; Chordata; Actinopteri; Salmoniformes; Salmonidae. The transcript is spliced from 7 exons. Gene Ontology annotation, cellular component: cytosol; cytoplasm. Gene Ontology annotation, biological process: fructose 6-phosphate metabolic process; sucrose biosynthetic process; gluconeogenesis. The record is from RefSeq and is a predicted model, not a curated record. The coding region runs from base 148 to 1173 and encodes 341 amino acids.